This is a messenger RNA of Lytechinus pictus (painted urchin), 8244 nucleotides long. Its product is annotated as adhesion G protein-coupled receptor L3-like. The record is from RefSeq and is a predicted model, not a curated record. Gene Ontology annotation, cellular component: plasma membrane. NCBI's taxonomy places the organism in Eukaryota, Metazoa, Echinodermata, Echinoidea, Temnopleuroida, Toxopneustidae. Bases 30 to 3395 code for a protein of 1121 amino acids. Gene Ontology annotation, biological process: cell surface receptor signaling pathway; adenylate cyclase-activating G protein-coupled receptor signaling pathway. Gene Ontology annotation, molecular function: G protein-coupled receptor activity; protein binding. The transcript is spliced from 23 exons.
GAUCAAAUUCAGGAGAGAUCUAUGGAACAAUGGAUUCAACACAUAUUGCAGCAUAUUUCGUCUUCAUCCUCGUUUCGCGAUGUUUCUGCAUAGUGCUUUCGGGGGCGUGCCCGACUCAUUUUGUCAAUAUUUCAUCACGAUGCUAUUACGUAAGCAGCAUGGACGUCGAAGGGUUCGAAGCCUACACGUUAUGUGAUGGUCUUCAUUCCGGGGCAACGCUGGCCGUUUUUCAGACGGAUGCUGAGAAAAAGAACGUAGCCGAGGGUUUGAGCUUAACGAAUGGAACACGUUAUCUGAUUGGCCCACAUCCUGCCUGUGAAAGCGGUUGCUAUACGAUUCGACCAAUGGCAAACCUGGAAACACCACUCAUCGGGCUAAUCUCAUGUGAAACCUUUCUUCAGUUUAUCUGCGAAGCACCUAUCAUCUAUGACGUUCCUGACGUGACCAUUUCCACAAUUACCAGCGACUCCACAUCCAUCACUGCACAAUGGUCCUUCUCUUCUUCAUCCACAUCCUACACGGGUUUCAGAGUAACUGCGACGCCCUCUACGGGUGCCCAACAAUCUACCGUGAACGUUAAUUCUUCCGAGUUAUCCGCAACGUUGAGCGACCUUUAUUCCGGGACGGUUUACAAUGUGACUGUUUAUGUUCUUAAUGAAGAUCAGAUUAGCACUGGAGUGUCAAUGGAUUCAUUCACAUAUCCCGGUUAUGUGCCCUGCCUCUUGGCGACCAAUGUCGACAAGGAAAUAACGAUAUCGUGGUCGAGUGCCGCUGGCGAGGUCGACGGUUACCGCGUCUGGGCUUACGUCACAGAGAAGACCCAGGAGGACCAAGAGACAGGUGACCCGACCACCCUAUCGCAUACCUUUAGCGGAAAGAACGGGAAGACCUAUGCCAUUGACCUCUACAGUUACGUCUGGGUCAACGGUGUACAGUACUGGAGCUUUCCCAUAGAAGCAGAUUUUCAUCUAGAUAAGGAUGGACUAAACGAAGUGAACGUAGGGUCGUAUCCGUGUACUGCUGUAACUCCUGCACCGAUCACAACGACUUCCUCGCCUGCCGCAAACACGACAACAUACUGUCCAGUUGUAGAUAUCUACACUACAACUUUGCCAACAACAACUGAUGCCCCGUCAACGCUGCAAACUACAAAAGAAGUAACAACAACGAUGACUACCACUUAUCCUACGACUACAGCAGUUCAGACAACAGCAAACCCAACAUCAACCUCAGUGAUGACUACCUCCCCUACAACAGUUGCUCAGACAACUACAAAACCAGCAACAACCUUACUCGUUACCACAGACCUUACAACUCUACAGACGACCCAUCCUCCUCUAACUACCCCUAAAACCACUAGUGCCUCUACAACAGAUAUGCAGACAACCACAAAGCCUACGACAAGUACACCUCCUACAACGACUUUUCACAGUUCGACUGACCCUACAACAUACCCUUCAACAACCCUUCAGACAACAACUAAUCCUACGACGAGCAUUCCGACAACCCUUGGAUUUACCACAACGGUUGAGACAUCAAAUGCCCUUACCUCAGCUCCACAGACUCCUUCUGACAGUUCUGAUCCCCAAACAACAGCCACUCAGUCAAGCGCAGCGCCAUCUACAGUACAAACUGUGACACCAUUAGUGGAAACGGGCAUCUUCACUGACAUAUUGGAGACUACGCAAGAAACAUCAUCCAUCGAAACAAACGUCAAUACAUGCAACUCAUCUGAAGGGGUUUUGAAUUCGGAAGAUUAUAUUGCUCUUAUACCCAACGAAAAGGCAAACUUCACUCAGGAUGUGAUCUCCGAUUUGAUUUACUUCAUGAACGAGACCCGGGACGAGGAGACGGUCUACUCUUACAUGGAGACGGCCUGGCCUUCGCUGUUUGGUCCAAAUUGCCAGCCCAUCGCACCAAUAAGGUCCAAGCCUACCCCUUUCAUGAUCGAAGUAAUGGGCUCUACCUUAAUGGAGCACCUUCUCAAUGUUACGAACGAGACUCUAAAUCUUGCGUUCUACGAUGUCGGCAUUGUCAGAGAAUUUCGCAUGAUUGUCAACCUUGCUGUUAAUGACAGCGACGUCAACAUGAUGUUUGGCGAAAGAAGUGAUACCUAUGUGGAGAUUCCUACGGCUGCUCUAAGAAAUGGCGAUUGCUGUAAAGCUUUGAUGUUCAUCCUAUACAAUGAACCACCUUUAGAUGAGACGAAGAACCAGUGUGCGGACCUUGAUCAACAGGGUCAAUGCGAGGGAAAUGAUAUACUCAUCGGAGAUUUUAUCACUUUAGAGAUUUUCCCACCAAAUCCCGACCCGUUUCCCGCCCCUGUUGUGUUUCAUUUUACACCGGAACAAGUAGUAGCAUUCCCAAACGAGACUGUGUGUGUAUGGCUGGACGAGGAAGCGAUUAACCAUGACAACAACAUCUGGAGAACGAGUGGGUGUGUCACCAUCAACGGAACGGAAUCCGGAACCAGAUGCGAAUGUGACCAUCUGACUAGCUUUAGUAUUCUUAUGAAAGUCACCGAAUAUGAGAUACCAGAGAUCCAUGGAAAAGCAUUAUCUAUCAUCACCUUCAUUGGCUGUGGUGUAUCGAUUGUGUGCGCAGUCCUCAUUAUUAUUCUAUUUCUUUGUUUCGGAUUGAUGAAAGAAGAGAGGAUUCUCCAUACCAUGUUACUUGUUGCUAUUGCAGCGGGCCAGCUUACGUUUCUUGUUGGAAUAGAUCGAACAGAAAAUAAGGUGGGAUGCAAAGUGGUUGCCAUAGUGAUUCAAUAUUUCAUGACAGCGAGCUUCUCAUGGAUGUUGAUCGAAUCAGUCUAUCUUUACCGUCACGUGGUACUUGUCUUUUCAUCACGUGUUAAUAUUAGCUAUUACGUCAUUGCUGGAUGGGGUGUGCCGGUUGUUCUUGUAGUCAUUUCGCUAGGCAUUUCCUUUGACCACAUACCAAGUGAAAACUUUUGUUGGCUAUCGACGGCGGGAGGGGCCAUCUAUGCAUUCGUUGGACCUGCAUUGGCCGUUAUUGUUAUCAACACCAUUCUGUUGGGCAUCGUUCUUCGAGAAAUCAGAAGAAUCAUCGAUCGGGAUAUAACAAAAAUUGAGGUGUCUAAAGCAAAAACCACUGCGAAAACCCUCCUUGUGUUCAUACCUGUUAUGGGGGUGCCCUGGGUGUUUGGAGUUCUGGCUAUCAACGGAGACACCCUCAUAUUCGACUAUCUCUUCACAGCAUUGACGAGUUUCCAGGGCCUGAUGAUAUUCCUGAUCCACACUGUUGGAAAUAGAGAGUUUCGCUCCAAGGUUUCUCGAAAGAGACGUAAAGUUGAUCCAUUCUCAAACAGCAGAGGGCGCACUAAUCCUUCAAGCAGCGGUGCCACCUCAACAACCACGAUUCCCAUGAAAUGAGAGCUACAAAUCCAGUUCAAUGCUACAGUUACACAAACGAAACCGACUCCAAACCGACCGAUGGUAUGUCAUUGGAAAUAACGUAAUAAAUUUGAACGGUCUGGAGUCGGUUUCGUUGGUGUGACUGUAACCGAAACCGAUUCCAAACCGACCGACGGUAUGUCAUUGGAAAUAACGUAAUAACUUUGAACGGUCUGGAGUCGGUUGGUGUGACUGUAACCGAAUCAUGGGCGGAAAUCCCAGGGGGGACAGGGGGGACGUGUCCCCCCUACUCAAAAUAGUAGGGGGGACACAAUAUCAAAUGUCCCCCCUACUAUUUUUGGUAUUUUAUGAUGGUAAGAAAUACAUCAUUCUAAAUCGAAAUAAAACAUGUAUUUUGGGACGAGAUGAUCUUACUUUGGCGAUGAUAACCUUUUCUUUUGCUUGUCAAAUUUUCCCGCCCCUUGCCCCCAUAGGCGGAUCCAGGGGGCCGAGGGGCCCGCCCUCCCCCCCCCCCCCCUCUUGGCGGAGCAAAAAAGAAAAAAAGGGAAAAGAGAGAAGAAAAAGAAGAGGACGACGAGUGCAUAAAAUAAGAUGAGGGGAAGACUUGGACAAUAAAAAUAAUCUUUCGUGCCACUAUAUAAAAUUUUCGCUCGCGCUUCGCGCUCGCAUUGCCUGUUAGAUGAUUUACAUAUCUUGUUCAAUAUGGAGUUCGAAUAUCAAGUUUGGAAGUCAAAAUACAAAACAUAUUUCACCUCAGAAAUCGAACUUUCAUUAUUUUGUGUUAUUUACAAAUUAGUUUUUAAAAAGUGCUCUGUAAAAAUGUCAGUUUUAUGGUCUGAAUGUUAACAUUUGCUGCUUGCGCUGCGCGCUCUCAAAUUUUGAUUUAUCAGGUACCUAUUAUUUUCGUGUAUUCCAUAAAGUGUUCAAAAUAUCCCUUUUCAGGUCUGACUGUCAAGACGUAUCAGCUAGCGCGCUGCACCUUCGCAUUUUGAUUGACGAGUUAUAUAAAUGUUUUAAUAUUGAUUAUACAACAAACUACUUAACAUCCCCUUUUCAUGACAGUUUAUCAAAAAUUUUAGCUCGCGAUUUGCGCUCGCAUUAAUGGUUAAAUAAUAUUAACUGAUGCAUCCUAUUCAUAAUCACAAAAGUGAAAUGUCCAGUUUUUAUGCCAUGAUAUCAUCAGAUUUUGCGCCCUCAUUAGGCAUUAAUAAAUAUGAUAUUGAUUUAAUAAUUAAAUUGUCCCUUUUGUUUCAUCUCGCGCUUAGCAAGAGGAAUAGGAAGAUAUACAUCAUUUUCAUAUGAUGACAUGUCGUAAGGAUGUCCCGGUCCUAUGUCAAAACUCAAAGUAAAAAUAAUAUCAGCUCUUUUUUAAGUGUGAUCCAUAUCCACCUUACAAUUUUUCUACAAAGUGCUUGCAAUAUAAAGCUGAAAUUGACUCUUUUUUUCAGAUCGGAAUAUCAAAGUUUCAUGAUUUUCAUGAUGAAAGUUGUAUUUAGAAUGCCUAGAUUCUAGGUCUAAAUAUGAAACACGCUCGCGCAUGUUUAUUCAGAUACUCAACUUGUUCUCUAAUUUAAAUCAUUAUCCAGUUUCAGAUCACAUAUCAAAAAUUUUCUGCUCACGCUUUGUGCUCGCAUUAUUAAUGUAGAAAGACCCCAUAUUACUCAUCCUUUUGAUGAUUUACAAAACAUGAACAGAAUGGCCCAUUUUUAGGUCUAAAUCUCAAAAAAAAAUUCUGCUCGCGCUUCGCGCUCGCAUCAAUCGUUAAAUUAUAUAGCUAUCCUGUUCACGAUUACAAAAACUGAUUAAAAUUUUCCAUUCUUACUUUAGAAAGUUCAAAAAUUUUCAGCUCGCGCUUCGCGCUCGCAUAUUUUGAUUAUUGAAAUAUGUAACGCCUUGAUGGCUAAGUGCAAGAAGUCCUUAACAGGUACCUUUUCAACAGGUACCAGUUCAAAACGUAUAUAAAAAAAUUUCUGCUCGCGCUUUGCGCUCGCAUUAUUAAUACUCAUCCUUUUCAGGAUUUACAAAAUAUGAAUAGAGCGUCUCUUUCAGUAAAUAUUAUAGGACUAAAUCUCAAAAUUUUCGGCUCGCGCUUCGCGCUCGCAUUAAUUGUUUAAUAAUUAUAUACCUAUUCUGCUUGAGUUACCAAAAAGGGCUUAGAAUUUCCAUUCUUUAAGUGAAAAUGUCUUUAAAAAAUCAGCUCGCGCUUCGCGCUCGCAUUAUUUGAUUGUUAAAUGCUACUUUAACAGGUAGCCUAUCUUUUCCAUGCAUCAGUUCAUUUCUGCUCGCGAUUUGCGUUCGUAGUAAUUAUUAAGUUGCAUACACAUCUUUUUCAGGAUAACAAACAUUGCCCAGAAUCAGUUCAAAUUUUAGGAAAAAAUACAUAAAAUUUCUAAAAAGAUUAGCUCGCGCUUCGCGCUCGCAUCAUAUAAAUAAGCAUUAUGAUAUUAUAUAUCAAUUUAUAAGAAUAAAGCUAAGGAGUGACUAAUUAGGACUACCCCUUAAAAGAAACAAACAAAAAUCAUCUUCGAGCUGCCGAUCGGGGAAAAUAUGGCUGAAACAAAUUUCCGCCCCCCCCCCUAAUGGCGAAGGCUCGAUCCGCCCCUGUGUCCCCCCUACCUUUUGGGAGAGAUUUCCGCCCCUGAACCGAAUCCGACUCCAAACCGACCGAUUAGAUGGUGUAUAUUUCGAAGUAGCUUUGAUCGGUCUGGAGACGGUUUCACCAAUUAGACUGCAGCAUUGUAUAUUAAAUAACCCCGCCAAACGAAGCUUCAAGGGGGUGUAUAUGAAACUGCGUACGUUUUGGGCGGUCGGUCGACCCGUUGCAAAUCUUGCGCUUCGAACUACUUCUCUAAUUUGUAACCUAUUGUCAUGAAAUUUGGAAUACACAUUGGUCUUGGGGGUAAAGUGUGUGUUGGGAACUUUGCUGCCAUGGUUACGGUAUAUUACGGCAAAAAUUAGGUAAAAAUCUUGUGGUUCGAAUUAUUUCAGUUUUCAACCACUUCUCAUGAAAUUUGGCCACACAUUGGUCAUGAGGUAAAGAUGUAUAAAAAAACACACACAUUUUUGGCAUAUGUCGGAAAUCGUAUUGCCAUGGUAACAACAUAUUAUAUGGCGAAAAUCGAAAAUUAGCUUAAAUUGCUGUUCAAACUCCUUCAUCACUUUUUAACCAAUUUUCCUGAAAUUGACCACAUUACAGGUCUUGAGCUAAAACUACAGACACAUUUGUUUGCAUUUGUCAGACAUUUUGUUGCCAUGAAUAUGACCAAAACCCAGGAAAACUUAUUGUGGAUCAAACUACUUCCCCAGGUUUUGGCCAGUGCUCAUGGUAACGGCACUAGGAUAUAUUUCUAGUUUGAAUCUUUUUAUGCAGAAACCAAUUUAAAAAAAAUCGUUUCAUCAAUUGGCCGAGGUUUAUAGGAUUAUCAAUGAAGCAGGCCUAUAUGUAGUGCACAGCAAAAACUCCGGUGUUGAUUUAACACAGGCCCGGAAUCUAUCAAUGUCCACACCAGAGAAGUAUUAAAACAACACCAGUUUGGAAUCAAACCGAUGCUGUUUUGAUACUAAUUGGUGUUGUAUAAACACCAAUCUGGUGUUAGACCAAAACGAAACUGGUGUUGUUUAACACUUCUCUGGUGGACAUAUAUAGAUUCCGGGCUGGUGUUAAAUCAACGCCAGAGUUUUUGCAGUGUGGAAAAAUACCAAAUUGCCAUUUGGCCUACACCCACUUUGUCUACUUUCCAUGCAGCAUAAUCCAAUUUGUCUACAACCCGUUUGGUCUAAUUGCCACUUAACCCAUUUACCAUACCCUCCUAUUCCAAAUUAAGCUAUACCCAUUUUCUGUGUAACCCACGUGGUCCAUGCAUGGACCUACUACAAUUGCUCAUGCGAUAUAUGCACUGUUUAGAAUAAAGUUUCUUUUUAUAGAGUGUGAAUUAAAAUGGAAGAGGACCAAGUACAAAUAAGACCAUCUGGGAAUGAGAAAUAGCCCAAGUGUAUAUCAUUAGACCAUGUGUUGGUUGGCUAAGUGGCAUUUAGACUAAGUUGUUUAUUAUGAGUGGGUUCAUCUGUAUUAGAUGAUGUAGAUGUAGAUGUGUUGUGGCUCAGUGGAUAAGUCUUCGGACUUUGAACCCCAAGGUCCGGGGUUAAAAUCCCACCGCAGCACUAGCGUCGUUUGGCAAGGCGUUUAUCUACAUUUGCCACUAUCGACCCAGGUGUAGUAAAUGGGUACCCGGUAGGAAGGAAUUCCUUGAAUGCUCGAUGCGCCCGAUCAGGGUAGCCGUGCUAAAGCCGGGGUAAUAGUAUGCAGCGCUUAGAAACAUUUGUAUUAAGCGCUAUAUAAAUGUUGCAUAUUAUUAUUAUUAUUAUUAUAAUAUAAUAAUAAUUAUUUCCUUGACUCUAAGUUCAAUAUACAAUGUAUAUUUUAAUGUUAUUUAAUCAUUUAUAAAUCAAAACUAUUAUUAUUGUAUUGGUAUGCCUAGGCUUAGCCGUAGUGUGAGUCGCAAUGUGAUCUGAACAGUUUGUUUGCAAAAGGGGUUAGAUCCACUUUAGAACCAUUUCGAGAAAAUCAUGUUGGGCGAAACUAAAUUGUCAUGAUACCCUACCAUGUGAAAAUAAAAUUGGGUAUAAAAGAGAUCUACCUGUCUUCAUAUUUUUUUCUUCUUCAAAAUUUUUUGUGUGUGGAUCUAGCCCAUUUUGCAAACAAACUGAAAUGGAUCUAACCACUUUUGAAAAAAAGUGAUUUUUCUUUGCCAUCUUUGUUCACUUUUUAAUGGGAAUUUCAAUUUUUUUUGGUAUGAUAAUCAUCUUAUAGAGCUACUAAAAAUCUAUUCAUUCAAACAAAAUAAAAUCAAAUUUGAUGAAAAAUUGA